Sphaeramia orbicularis (orbiculate cardinalfish) is the source of this 1769-nucleotide messenger RNA. Its product is annotated as protein FAM169B-like. NCBI's taxonomy places the organism in Eukaryota, Metazoa, Chordata, Actinopteri, Kurtiformes, Apogonidae. The coding region runs from base 147 to 1496 and encodes 449 amino acids. The record is from RefSeq and is a predicted model, not a curated record. The transcript has 7 exons.
CAACAGGUCCAGGUCCAGGUGCAGGUGCAGGUGCAGGUGCAGGUCCAGGUCCAGGUCCAGGUGCAGGUCCAGGUCCAGGUCCAGGUCCAGGUCCAGGUCCAGGUCCAGGUCUGAGCCUUUGUGUCGGAUUUCAGACGGUGUUCGUCAUGUUCCCUGUGGACCUGCUGUCAGUGGACCACACUGACCUGACCUCAGCGGCCCAAAACUAUCUGUCCACUCUGGAGUCCAGAGCCGGCGCUGAAGAGUGGUUUCGGUCCUCAGCAACUUCAAAGGUUCGUGUAACUCCACAGAACAUCCGGCAUCUUCAGCUGUUUGACCGACCCAAGUGUGUCCUGUUGGCUCUUCAUCAGUCAGACGAUCCCACACAAGUGGUGGCCGUGUACCUGCCUGACAGGUGGUGGGCUGUGGACGAUGUCCUGAGGAUGUCCAACGCAUCUAGAAGUGGUUUCCAGUCGGUGCAGUCGGUGAUGGAGCGGGUUGUGGUGUUCCUGCUCAGUCAGGUGGUGGACAGGCCUUUACAGGAGGAGGUGCACUUCUACCCCCACCCCCCCACCGAGACCUGCAAACUACUGUGGAGAGAAGGAGAGGCAGUCGGCUUCUACAGCGUCAAACACAAAGGCAGUCUGUGUGACGGUUGGAGCAGCCGGUGUUACCAGUUAACGGUUCUGGACACGCUGUUGGUGAGGAGGCGCUGCAGGAGGAGCGGCCUGGGCCUUCACAUCCUGGACCACUUCUGCAACACAUUCUACUCUGAAGACGUUCUGGGAGUCAGCGCUCCACUAUCAGCCAGCAUGGUGUCAGUUUGCAGACGGUUCCUCCACAGACACACAGAACACAGAGAACGUCUGUAUGAGGUGGAGGCUCCUGGAGGAUGGGCUCAGAGACGCAACAUCUGGAUCAACAUCCAACUGGGACGCUACGCCCAUGGUGAACUACACACACUGACACUGGGACCAGGACCUGGACCAGGAUUAGGACCAGGGCCAAGACCAGGAUCAGGAUUAGGACCAAGACCAGGAUCAGGACAGAGAUCAGGAUCAGGGCCAAGACCAGAAUCAGGAUUAGGACCAGGAUCAGGACUAAGAUCAGGAUCAGGACAGAGAUCAGGAUCAGGACCAAGAUCAGGAUCAGGAUUAGGACCAGGACAGAGAUCAGGAUCAGGACCAGGAUCAGGACAGAGAUCAGGAUCAGGAUUAGGACCAGGAUCAGGACAGAGAUCAGGUUCAGGAUCAGGAUUAGGACCAGGAUCAGGGCCAAGAUCACAAUCAGGACAGAGACCAGGACUAGGAUCAGGACAGAGGUCAGGAUCAGGACAAAGACCAAGAUCAGAUCAGAUCAGACCAGACCGGUUCGGACCAGAUCAGGUCAGAUUAGACCAGAUCAGACUUUUUGGAUCCCACUGUGGUGAAAGUGCAGGUUUUCCAUCAGUGUUGAAAACAGACCAGAGUCAGACAGGAGACUCUAACAGCCUGUCAUUUAACUGUUUCUGUGCGUAGUAUUUCAGUAUUUACAGUAAAGUUACACAUGAAGUUCAUAUACUGAUAUGAUGUGGUGGGGUUUACUGUGAACUGUUUUAUAGAUGGAAUAAAUAACACCACAACACAUUCAACACUGAAUUAAGAACUGCUCCUUCUAUAGUUACAAAGAACGAUUUGAAUGAAUGGAUUAUUUUAAGCCAAAGGAAGUCAGAAGGAAAAGACUGGGUUGUUUAUCCAGCAGCUGGAACUGUAUGAACAGGACGGUCUUUUCUCUUUAACUUCAUUCAUGUG